GCCGAGUUCACCAAGGUGGCGGCGCGGACGGCGAUCGGGUUCGUCGUCAUGGGGUUCGUGGGCUUCUUCGUCAAGCUCAUCUUCAUCCCCAUCAACAACAUCAUCGUCGGCUCUGGCUAG
This is a messenger RNA of Triticum urartu, 120 nucleotides long. NCBI's taxonomy places the organism in Eukaryota, Viridiplantae, Streptophyta, Magnoliopsida, Poales, Poaceae. The record is from RefSeq and is a predicted model, not a curated record.